GUCGGGCGCGUCCCUUCAGAACACGAGGCUUGACAUGGCAGCGAGACCCGCGGCCGGCACGUCGUCCGCCCCGCAGCCGCAGAAGCAGCCGCAGCAGCGCAAGAGGCGGCGGCGGCGGAGGGCGGGGCGGCCGUACCGGCGGAGGCGGCGCAAGGAGCCGCGCAUCAACCAGCUGAUCAAGCAGGCGCUGUCGGCUCGCAAGCAGCGCGGUGGCUUGUCGCUGGCCUCGCUGCGGGAGGCGCUGCUGGCCAACGGCUACGACGUGGAGAAGAACCGCACGCACAUGCGGAUGGCCGUGCGGGGGCUGGUGCGGGACGGCUCGCAGCAGCAGCAGCAGCAGCCCCGGGGCCGGAGGACGGGCGCGGCGGCCACCACCGGCUGCCUCCGCCUCGGCCGCAAGCAGAAGGCCGAGAAGAAGCAGCAGCAGCAGGGGCGCAGGAGCCCGGCCCGAAGCCGCCCCCGUGCACCGCCCAAGAAGGAGCCCACCAGCAGGAAGAGAGGCCGCUCCAAGAGCCCGGCGGCCAGCGGGAAGCGGGGCAGAGCCGCCCCCAGGAAGACCAGGACCAGGUCCGCAAGAUCGGGGAAAUAGU
Molecule: messenger RNA, 590 nt
Organism: Pristis pectinata (smalltooth sawfish)
Lineage: Eukaryota; Metazoa; Chordata; Chondrichthyes; Rhinopristiformes; Pristidae
Product: histone H1.11L-like
Exons: 1
Coding region: 35-589 (184 amino acids)
Biological process (GO): nucleosome assembly
Cellular component (GO): nucleosome
Molecular function (GO): DNA binding
Source: RefSeq, a predicted model, not a curated record